Molecule: messenger RNA, 1176 nt
Organism: Aspergillus aculeatus ATCC 16872
Lineage: Eukaryota; Fungi; Ascomycota; Eurotiomycetes; Eurotiales; Aspergillaceae
Exons: 2
Coding region: 1-1158 (385 amino acids)
Source: RefSeq, a predicted model, not a curated record
AUGCCCACAUGGUGUAUCGCUCGCAAACCUCUACCACCCAAGCUGAGUGGCGUGGCACUCUCGCUCGACCCAGCCACUACCGAGGUUCUGGCAGCCAAGGACUGCGUUGGCCCGCUACUCAAUACGAGCAUCUUUUCCAUGGCCGUGGGCUACAACCGGGGGGUCUACGGGGGGUCGAUCUCGGGCCUCUGGGCGAUCAUGGACUCGGCCUUCGUCCUCAACUACUCGAUCGGUAAGAACAGCCCUGCGAUGGCGGAGAAACUGGCUGAUGCCUUUGCCGAUGUGGCGGCCACCGCCGAGGUAGCCGUCUCCGCGGGCCCGCACAUCACCGACAUUCGUGUCGUCAAGGGGUGCAACUACGCCUGUCUGCGCCAGAAGUCCAUCAUCGAGGACACCGCAACGGUCGUCUCCCGGCCGUGCAUGGUGGUGUGGGACGAUCUGGCGCGACUGGCCCGCCACAAGCUCGCGGAUGCGGUGUUCUGCCAUGUCCACUACGACUCCGGGGGCGGCGAGCAGAUGGCCGCGAUGGCGGGGCUGGACUGCGUGGUGCAUGACUGGAUCGAUCUGGGCGCGGAUUUUGCCUGCGGCGAGAUUAGCAAUAUCAUACCUACAUUGACGCAGGGAUCACUGGAUGGAGCGCCCCUGGCAGAGGUUUACUCGCGCUUGCUCGCCAACUGCCGCCACCGACCCAUCACCCUCCUCGGCCGGACUGACCUGAGUGUCGAGGCCAUGUCAAUUGCGGCCACAAUUCCCACCGCGCGACCGUCACUAAAGCACUUUCGCGCGUGCGGCACGCCCGUCGAGCGCGGAGAAGGCGCCUUCGCGGUGGCCGAGGCGCGCUUCAACGCACUGCUGGCAUCAACCCCGUUGACGGAAACCCGGCGUGUGGCCGAUAUCCUGGUCCGGCCGGUGCUCGCGUACGUGCGCGGGACGGACGACCACCUCCCACUGGAGAAUGAAUACGUGGGGGCGGUGCUGGCGGCGGAGAUCGCGUACCCGCAGGACCAAAAGAUCCGCGAGCUGUGGGACUUGGCGAUUGUGAUGUGGGAGUGCGGUGCCCUGUGGGCGGCAGGCGUCACUGGCCUGUGCUAUACCUACUCCGGCCAGUCCAACUGUGAUCGUGCGCGCGAGGAUUUGUCGGACUGCACCUGGAGUUGAGCGGGGGGUUGUUCUUCG